CGCUGGGUUGAGGAAAUUGAUGACGGGGAAACAUGCGGGCGACCCAGUGUAUAAAACUCAUAAACGUGUAGGCAGAGGCUCAGCUACUGGUUUGGAAGCUGGACGGCUGCUUCCCAUCAGCAGAAACCACGAGUCGGGAAGCUGAGCCCGAGCCUGCUGGGGACCAUGAAGAACCUCUUGCUUCUGACCACGCUCCUUGUUCCUGUACACCUGGUGACGGCCUGGAGCACCAAGUACGCGGUGGACUGUCCGGCACGUUGUGACAGUAACGAGUGCAAAAGCAGCCUGCGCUGCAAGAGGACAGUGCUGGACGACUGCGGCUGCUGCCGCGUAUGCGCCGCAGGGCUGGGGGAAACUUGCUACCGCACGGUCUCAGGCAUGGACGGCGUCAAGUGCGGCCCGGGGCUGAGGUGUCAGUUUUACAGUGAGGAGGAUGAUUUUGGUGACGAGUUUGGUAUCUGCAAAGACUGCCCCUAUGGCACCUUCGGGAUGGAAUGCAAAGAGACCUGCCGCUGCCAGUUGGGCAUAUGUGACAGAGUGACUGGCAAGUGUCUGAAAUUUCCCUUCUUCCAGUAUUCGAUAGCCAAGUCUUCUGACAGGAGAUUUGUUUCUCGCGCAGAACAUGACAUGGCAUCUGGAGACGGCAAUGCUAUGAGAGAAGAAACGGUGAAAGAGAAUGCUGCCCGGGCUCCUGUCAUGAAAUGGUUAAAUCCACGCUGAUACUGGGUGGGAUUCCUAAGUGAAGGCUUUAUUUUAGUGAUUGUUCAAUGUACAACCAACAUUUUGGAAACUAUCUAGAUUAUAGCAUAUGGACAUGUAAUUUUUGGAGACCAAUUGUGAUUCAGGGCCGGUCCAGAAAAAAAAAAAAAGUAGGCUACUUCCAUCUGUAAAAUGCAUGUGCCAACAGUUUUAGAUACUUGAAUGCCGAAUGUGUAGGUUCGUUAGAUAUGUGUAUAGUGAUUCUGAAGAACUAAAAAUGCAAUUUAGAUAAUGUUGAUGUGGAGACAAGUCAGCCAAAGAGAAAGCUGGCCAAAGCUGAAGACCGCAGGGCACCAGCAGACUCGCUGACUCGGCUGUACAUCAACGCUGGGAUGCAGGAUCAAGGAAGAGUCCGGAGCAAGGGAGGUGGGGGUGGGAGCGAGGGUUGUACUAUUUUGCUCUUCCUUGUGGUAGCUUCAGUAGAACUUUGUGCUCUUUUCUUUUGUGAGAAGUCAGAACAGAACAGCCCAGAAAACCCCUAAAGGAAGUGGGAUGUUUGAAGCUUGUGGGGGUUUGAGUAAAAGCCUCAAUAUGAGGCAGGUUUCAAAAGGCUGCUAAUUUAGCCCCCCAGUUUGCAUGUAUCUGAGGGAUGGUUCUGGGGCUGUGGACGAACAUAAGACUUCCAUAAAUGGUUUUAAAGAAUGACACCUCAGAAGUCGAGCUGGGAAAUAUUUUGCCUGCUUGAGGGAGAAGUGAAGGUAAAUAUUUAUAUAUUUUUGUAAAAAAUAUGUUACUAUGAGUCAUCCUCCAUACCCAUAUUUAUCACCCUCUUGAGGAGAUGAACAUAAUAUUGUUUGUUUAAAAUGGUUAUAAUAAAGGUGUAACUCUAUAAGUUUUUCAUACAUCAGAGACAUGAUAAAUUUAUUAAUUAUAAUAAUAUUAAUAGUAAGAAGCAUGAGAGAAGUCUAGAAAAAUUCAGUCACUAUGGAGUUAUAAAAUGUAUAAAAUUAGCAAAAAGGGGAAUUUUUUUUUCUUUCAAACUUGGUUUGUAUGUUGAAUUAGAAGUCCAAUUGGGAAGAUCUUAGCACUAACAAGAUUGUUGUUCUAGAUGCUUUUAGGGAAUAUUUGCAGAAGUAUUUUAUUUGGAGUGAAGAACUAAUUUAAGAAUUAUGUGACUGUCUACCUAUAUUUUAUUAUUAAAGUUUGCCAACAGAGUUGUGGAUGCCUGUGUGGGAGGGUCUUUGAAUGUAAGCCGAAUAAGCUGUUAGGUUUUUUUUAAAAGGAUAUGUUUAUUAUUGUUCAAUAAAAAAACCAAAACACA
This is a messenger RNA of Choloepus didactylus (southern two-toed sloth), 2020 nucleotides long. RefSeq names its product endothelial cell specific molecule 1 (gene ESM1). The coding region runs from base 166 to 720 and encodes 184 amino acids. The transcript is spliced from 3 exons. The record is from RefSeq and is a predicted model, not a curated record. Gene Ontology annotation, cellular component: extracellular region. NCBI's taxonomy places the organism in Eukaryota, Metazoa, Chordata, Mammalia, Pilosa, Megalonychidae.